Molecule: messenger RNA, 5591 nt
Organism: Mercenaria mercenaria
Lineage: Eukaryota; Metazoa; Mollusca; Bivalvia; Venerida; Veneridae
Product: GATOR complex protein MIOS-like
Exons: 25
Coding region: 617-3247 (876 amino acids)
Biological process (GO): cellular response to amino acid starvation; positive regulation of TORC1 signaling
Cellular component (GO): cytoplasm
Molecular function (GO): protein binding
Source: RefSeq, a predicted model, not a curated record
GAUUUGGUAUUCGUAAUAAAUUUGCAGAGGCAUCAAAACUGAAAGUUAGAAUAUCAAGAUUUAUCCUUCAUUAGGAUAAAAUAUAGAUUAAAACAGAUAAAAAAACGUUGAUAAAAGAACGAGUUAUAAGACCAAGUUUAAAUCAGACGAAAUUUCUCUUUAACAAAUUUCCAACCGUCUAAUGAAAUCAAAAUUUCUUGCAAAGUGUAUUAGUACACAGAUGUUCAAAUUUGACCGAAGAGGUAAAAUUUUAAAUCGUUAUACGAUCUAGAGCAAUAGAUAAGUUUUCAGACUGGGUAUUACCCAAUCAUUUGGUUUAUAUUGCUUCAGCAGCACAGUGGCAGAGUGUUCGCUUGGAGUGUGUAAGGUCUAGGGUUUGAUCUAGACAAGCUUACUGUCACUGAGUGGCAGCUUUUUAAUUUCUGACUUUUGCAGCCACCGCAGUUUGACCGUCACAAUAUAAAACAAACUGUAUACAUAGGAUUAGUUCUACUAGGGUUUGAUCCCCAUCAACGAAAGACAUGAAGUAACUCCCUUGCUUGGCACUCAGCAUUUAAAGAGUUGUGCCAUGAUGUAAAAUAAGCACAGGUAUUUAGUAUUGACCCUCUGAAUUAUCAUGAAGGUUUCAUGGGCGCCGCUGGACAAAAAUAAGUUCCUGACUUACACUAACAGUAUCAUUAAUCUAUAUGAUACACGAUGUAUCCAGGGAGAACCAAUACCUAAAGGCAGUCUACACAUAUCUGAUGACUUGUAUGCUACAAGUCUGGCAACUUUGUCAGAUGUCCAUUUAACAAAGUGUGUUGAAUGGUAUCCAGGGACAACCAGUGACCACCUUAUAGCCAUUGGUCAAGCUAAUGGCAAAGUCCUUCUCUCAAAUUUUGGAAGAAAAGGAACAAGUGAGUUGAUUGGGAAGGAAUUCAUACCCAAGCACUUGAGACAUUGUGUAUACCUGGCAUGGAAUCCUGUACACCAUAACCUGUUAGCUGAAGGACUUGAUAAACAUAGAAAUGAUUGUUGUAUCAGUAUAUGGGAUGUUAACACUCGAGUGAACUCUGACCUACCUAGUGUCACCGAGCGACAGAGAUACAGCUCAAAUCUUGCUGAAAAUGCUGUCAAUAAACCAUAUUCGGAGAUUGGUAUGGGUGAAACAACGUCAUCAUUUGCUUGGUUCAACAAAGAGCCGAGAACAUUCAUCACAGGGAUAAAUGGGAAAUGUCUGCGAGUUUAUGAUUUACGAGAUGUAACAAAACCCCAUCUUGUGUCCCACACAAAGUACGUACAUGGUGUAUGUUCAGAUCCGUUACAUGAAUCAAGGGUAGCUGCAUAUUCUGAGAACCAUGUGUCUGUAUGGGAUGUUAGGAACUUUGAUAAACCGACAUUAACUUUACCUACAGAUAGAGCCAUCUUAAAGAUAGACUGGUGUCCAACAAGGCCAGGAUUUCUUGCGGCACUGUGUCGAGACAGUUCUGUGGUGAAGCUAUAUGACAUACGGCACAGCGUUAUAGGACCAGACGAACUGGAACCUGUCACAUUUGAAAGAAAUAUUCAACCAUACAGACAACAUCAGGUGGUAUAUUUUGCCUGGCAUCCGACAUGUGAGAAUAGAAUCAUCACAGUCACACCAACUGGCAACCUAAAAGACAACCAGAUCUAUGAAAAACUACCUAUGAGUUUAUCACCUUGUAUGAAAUUAUCCUGGGUGUUUAGUCGGAAGAUAAGUAUACAGGAUUGUGGAACAGAAUUAGACAUGGCAGCCCGAAUCAAACUGAGGGCUCUACAGGGAUACGGUUUACAUAGUACAGAAUUAUGGAACAAUGCAGUUGUCGUGGCAGAUGAACCACACCUUCAUGCACUAUGGCACUGGCUAGACUUAUCAACAGCUAUCUUACAUGCUGAUGAAGCUCCGAAGAAGCCAAGGUCUUCCCGGUAUAUCGGUGUGCUUGAUUUACUAGCUCAGGAGCAGGCAAACCGGCCUUGUGACUUUGCGCUGAAUUGUUGGCAGUACCCAGAUGGACUGAAAAGUAAUAGUCCAGAAAGAAAAUUGGUGUACCAGUAUAAAAGUGAAGCCAGGUCUCGGGCACUGCAGUUUUGUGGAUGGUGUUGGUUCGGCAAGGAACAGAAUGAUCCCAUUGACCCACUGUCAUCACUCUUGAAUUGUCUGGUCAGUGAGAACCAUGAGUAUGAGAGAGCAGCAGCCAUUGCAUUGUUCAACUUAAAAAUAGGAACAGCGGUCAAAAUACUCAGUUGUGAAACAGCUGUUAAAGAAAAUCCUGUGUUAAGUAUGGUUGCCAUGGCAUUGUCAGGUUUUACAGAGGAGAAGAAUGCACUGUGGCGUAAAACCUGUACAGAUCUGAGUCAGACGUUAGAACAUCCGUAUCUCCGAGCAAUGUUUGCAUUCCUUGCUAGCGAUAAAGACAGCUAUGAUGAUGUUCUGAAAGGUGACCCAUGUAUGGCUGUAAAAGAUCGUGUAGCAUUUGCGUGUAUAUAUCUAAAUGAUGCCAAGUUGUCCAGCUACCUCAGUGAACUCUCCAAACACUUAAAAGAGACAGGCAAUCUAGAUGGUAUAUUGUUAACUGGUUUGACAAAUGAAGAAGGUCUUCAGUUACUGAGUAAAUACGUGGAUUAUACAUGUGAUGUGCAGACAGCGGCACUCGCUGUUAUAUAUAGCUCACCUAGUGAGUUAAGUAAAGAUGAACUUGUGUUAACCUGGAUUGAGAGCUAUAGAGAAUUACUAGAUAGAUGGCAGCUCUGGCACCAGAGGGCUAAAUUUGACAUAAUACGACAUUCUGUUGAUAAAACACGAGUGCCGAGUCAGGCAUUUGUUAGUUGUAACUUUUGCGGAAAAACGAUUGCGUGCAAUAUGGCAUUGGCGGCAAGGUCAAGGCCAAGUGCCUACAGCAGUCUGCCACCAACCAACAGACCAAAGAUUACAUGUUGUCCUGGAUGUAGGAAACCUCUGCCUCGCUGUGCUCUGUGUCUGACAAAUCUUGGAACACCCUCAGGCUCCGGUCUGUGUCUAAUCAAGGACAAAUCAGAGUAUGAAGGAAAGUUAUCUUCAUUUGAUAGUUGGUUCACCUGGUGUCAGACAUGUCGUCAUGGCGGCCAUUCUUCCCAUGUCACAGACUGGUUUGCAGAACAUGUGGAAUGUUCCGUGACUGGUUGCCAGUGUAAAUGUAUGACAUUAGAUCCAAAUAGUCAGCUGAUGGCAGAAACUCCAAAUUUACAGCUGAUAGAGGCUGAUACCUGAUAGUACCUGACGUGAUAAUUUUAUAGUAAAAAUAUUAAGUUAUCGGCGAAACAAAAAUUAAUGUAUGGUAAAAGUGGCCAAGAUAAUUCGACCAGUGUUGCAGGUUCUGGUUGAAUUCUUGAAAACUUGAUGAAUUUGGAGUUAAGAGAUUUGCUUGCUUCGCAGUAUUGGAUAAGCCGUUUGAUGAAUUUUAGUGCAAUCGGUAUACUUGAUUCUUAACCCUUAUCAUGCCGGACCCCAAUUGAUUCUGCCUUUGCUACCAGUGCAGAUCAUGGGUCAGCCUGCAAAUAUGUGCAGUCUGAUCAUGAUCUACACUGUUCGCCAUUCAGUCAGAAUCUUUAAUCUUUUAGGUAUGCACCCCUUUUAACAGUUAAUGGUACUGUCCAAAUUGAAAGAUGGACAAGUUCAUUAUAGAAAUUAAGCAGGGUAAGGGUUAGGUAUCUCCUCACCAUUGCCGUUAUUUAGCUUACACAGUAAACAGAUUAUUUAGGGAACAAAUUAUCAGAUACAGUUACAGAUACAUAAUGACAAUUGACAAUUUUGUUUUAAAACUACAUACUCCCAUUGCUAUAUUGGCAUUCUUCGGCUGUAGAUGUUGUCCGUCAAGCACAUGGCUUUCUGUCAAGACACUAAAAUGCUACAAUUGCAAAUGCUAGAAUUGCUUAUGGAGAUUACACAAUUGAAUGAGGAUUACCCAUUGUCAUUUUGGGUUCACUUUUUUAAUUCUUUUAAACAAACAUAAUAAUUAUGCACUUGCGAAAUACAUGUAAAACUUAAUGUAGUUGCACGCAGGCUUGUUUUCUUGCAAGCACUUAAGUCACUUCGCUAUUUAAUUCAUGUUUUUUUUUCAUUUUGUUAAUUUUAAAAAGACAUUUCAUGAAGAUGAAUAGACUUCAAUACAAAAAUGGUCUGUGAGGAAGAUGAAAUUUCAAGUAGUUCAGUAUGCUCACAAUCCACUUCAAGAGUAAUGGGUAUACCACAUACUGGUUAUGUUGGUCUGUUGGUAAACCAAUAGAUUUUCAAGCAGUUAGUCUCUUAGGAGUACUUGAGCCUAUGAAUAUCAAACUUCAUAAGAUAAUCCCAGGUUUCUGAUAAAUAACUGGAGACCGUUGAACUUUUAGGAUGACUGGAAAGUGGAUGAUCCCUUUCAUUUUUUGUUGGUAAAUCAAAGGUCAAGGUCACAUUGAGCACAAGAUUCAAAAUGGUUUCCGUAAAGUGGUUGUGUAACUUCAUAUGACAAUUGCCUGUUGUUGGUAGAUGAUGCCUUUUUGUUAUUGGGUUUAAAGAAAACUUAAUUGACAUCUGCAAAUGGUUUCUGAUCAAUAAAUUGGAGAAUAUUUUGACCCAAGAAUCAGGUGAUGAUCCAAAUUUUUUUAGGGACUUUAGAUCAAAGAGCUUCAGGCUGCAAAAGGUUUCCCAAAUGAAUAACUGAAGAAUAAUUGGGCACACCAAGGUCUUUCUUUGAUUUAUCAUGAAAUACAAGAAAUACAAAUAUUAUUAUGUCUCCCACCACACAGUGGUGUUGGAGACAUAUUGAUUUACUCCAGUCUGUCUGUCUGUCUGUGUGUCUGUCACAAAGCUUGUCCGCACUCUAAGUCGAACAUUUCUCAUCCGAUUUUCACCAAACUUGAACAAAAUGUGUUUGACCAUAAGACCUCGGCCAAGUUCGAUAACUAGCCAAAUUGGUCUAGGCAUUUUGGAGUUACUGCCCUUGAAUUAUCGAAAAAUUGGCCUUUUUACUCAUGUCCGUACUCUUAAUCGAACAUUUCUCAUCCGAUCUUCACCAAACUUGAACAAAAUGUGUUUGACCAUGAGACCUCAGCCAAGUUUGAUAACUAGCCAAAUCGGUCCAGACAUUUUGGAGUUACGGCCCUUGAAUUAUCGAAAAAAUUGGCCUUUUUACUCGUGUCCGCACUCUUAAUCAAACAUUUCUCAUCCGAUCUUCACCAAACUUGAACAAAAUGUGUUUGACCAUGAGACCUCGGCCAAGUUCGAUAACUAGCCAAAUCAGUCUAGGCAUUUUGGAGUUACGGCCCUUGAAUUAUCGAAAAAUCGGCCUUUUUACUCUCUCUAAGUCAAACAUUUCUCAUCCGAUCUUCACCAAACUUGAACAAAAUGUGUUUGACCAUGAGACCUCGGCCAAGUUCGAUAACUAGCCAAAUCGGUCCAGGCAUUUUAGAGUUACGGCCCUUGAAUUACCGAAAAAAUCCGUCUGUUUACUCUUGUCCGCUCUCUAAGUCGAACAUUUCUCAUUCGAUCUUCACCAAACUUGAACAAAAUGUGUUUGGCCAUAAGACCUUACCCAAGUUCGAUAACUAGCCAAAUCCGCCCACGCACUUUUGAU